This is a messenger RNA of Penicillium vulpinum, 1527 nucleotides long. RefSeq names its product allantoate permease family MFS transporter. Lineage: Eukaryota; Fungi; Ascomycota; Eurotiomycetes; Eurotiales; Aspergillaceae. The record is from RefSeq and is a predicted model, not a curated record. Gene Ontology annotation, molecular function: allantoate transmembrane transporter activity; dipeptide transmembrane transporter activity. The transcript has a single exon. Gene Ontology annotation, cellular component: plasma membrane. Bases 1 to 1527 code for a protein of 508 amino acids. Gene Ontology annotation, biological process: tripeptide transport; dipeptide transport; transmembrane transport.
AUGACCGACCUAACAUCUUCCCCGGUCGAGAGCGUUUCGGCUGAUCUCGAGAAGAAAACACCACAUGUUCAGUCUACUACAGGAGGCGAUGGAGCACUGCAAUUACUGGAAGCUGGUUCGCCUGCCGUUCUCGAUCCCGCCGCAUCACGGCGACUAUUGCGCAAGAUCGAUUUCUAUAUCAUGCCAUUGAUCUGCAUCGUGUACUUCCUACAAUAUCUCGACAAGAUCGCUAUCAGUUACGCCAGCGUCACGGGUCUGCGCGAGUCAGCAAACCUCCAAGGCAACCAAUUCAACUGGGUGUCGAGUAUCUUCUUCUUCGGCCAGCUGGCUCUCGCUUUCCCCACAAUGCGCAUCAUGCAAUUAUUCCCCCUGGCAAAAUACGUCGCCGUCAACGUCACGAUCUGGGGCACUAUCCUGGCCUGCAUGGCCGCUUGCAAGUCCUUCGCCUCCCUGAUGGUCUGCCGUACACUUCUGGGCGCCGCUGAAGCAUCAAUCAUCCCCGCCUGGGUGGUCUUCACCUCGCAGUGGUACCGCAAGGAUGAACAGGCUUUCCGCGUCGGCUUGUGGUUCGGCAUGUGUGGAUUCGCGCAGAUGUUCGGCGGCUACGUCGCAUACGGCGUGGCAACCCACAUCGGUGGAGAUCCUAGCGCGUCUCUGAAAGGCUGGCAGGUUAUUUUCCUGAUCCUGGGUCUGCUGACCGUGAUCGUCGGCAUCCUCUUCUUCUUCCUGCUGCCGGAUUCCCCUCUCACAGCGAAGUUCUUGACACCGGAAGAAAAGGCGAUGCACGCAGAGCGUCUUCGCGGAAACGGACAGGGCAUCGGAAGCACUGUCUUUAAGAAGGCUCAGGUUUACGAAGCCCUCACUGACCCUCACACCUGGCUCUACGCCUUCUGGGUCAUGGCGGCAAAUGUACCGAACUCCACUGCCACGAGUUUCGGAAACAUCAUGGUAACCGGUAUGGGCUACACGAAAACGGAAAGUCUUCUCCUCGUCACCCCAAUGGGCGCUUAUGAGGUGGUUGCAUUGAUUGGCCUGACCUAUCUUGCAAUGAAGACCCAGCGACGACUCUUCUGGUGCAUCAUCGGCCACAUCCUGGCCAUCGUGGGCGCGAUCUUGAUGGCGACAACCAACAAAGUGCCGGCCCUUAUCGGAUACUACCUCACUGGAGGUAUUCCGCUUGGAUGGACGACAAUUCUUGGACUUACCAGUACCAAUGUGGCUGGCUCGACCAAGAAGAUCACCGUGUCCUGCAUCCAGACCAUCGCCUACACUGUUGGCAACAUCAUCUCGCCUCAGACCUUCCAAGCUAAGGAUGCCCCAGGAUAUAUGCCGGCUAAGAUCUCUAUCUGCGUGCUGUACUUCGUCGUCACGCUUGAUCUGGGCCUUAUUUGGUGGGUGGCGCAGCGGGAGAAUCGCCGACGCGACCUGGAGAAGGAGGCACUGGGCGAUGCGUAUGUUGUUCCUGAGAACAACGAGUUUUUGGAUUUGACAGAUCGGGAAAAUCCCGAAUUCCGUUAUGCGAUUUAA